AUGAAGCUUAAGAUCCAUAGCCUCAGCCGGCAGAUGUCUGUCUGCUAUAAAAACAGUGUCACAGAGUCGAUUUUAGCACGGCCCUCUCCACCAGUUUUGAAGAAACGACUACUGACCAGGCAGCAAGACGGCAACAAGCUACGAAUAAACAACAUGAUCGAACGUUUGGAAUUUAAGAAACACGGGAUAAAAUGUCAAAACAUAUCUGAGAUUAUUAAAUGCCUAUAUCCGACUAAGUUUUCGAGACUCCGGCUUGGAAACGGUAGUAGUUAUCGAAACAAGCAAUUGGAGAAACUGGGAAGAGAUUUACUACUCCUUACUGUCAACCAGACUUUUCUUAAUCUAUUCAAGAAGUCUCAGCAGGACAUAGCGGGAUUUGAUUUCAAUUUCGGUGCUAAAAUGAACUAUAUGAGCAGUUGGAAGAAGAACCAUUUGUCUCUGAUACGGCGUUUCCUGAAAUGGAAUGAUUUAAUUGAUCUCGCCAGGCUACCGGCGCCUCGAAGUCAGGUACCUCAACGAAUUCAAAUUGCAUUUGAUCAAAAAACUUUUGAUGCUAUCAUCGGAUAUAUUUCAGUGACCAACGAUCCGGAAGCUGUCAACGGCUUCCUGAAAGAAAAAGUGGCUAAGCAGAUAGCUCAAAACAUUAUAUUAGGGUGA
Molecule: messenger RNA, 657 nt
Organism: Torulaspora delbrueckii
Lineage: Eukaryota; Fungi; Ascomycota; Saccharomycetes; Saccharomycetales; Saccharomycetaceae
Gene: CBS1
Product: Cbs1p
Exons: 1
Coding region: 1-657 (218 amino acids)
Biological process (GO): RNA processing
Molecular function (GO): ribonuclease III activity
Source: RefSeq, a predicted model, not a curated record